UGACUACCUAUUGAUGGGUGGUUUGUGAUUUAUUAGCGAUACUUGCGGAAUCCCGCAUGCAUACAGUGCUACCGUGUACACGUGUGGUCUUAUCGUUGAGGGGCAACAUGUAUGUGUAUCGAAGAAUGAAGUACCAGACCGCUAGUUUACCUAUUGUCAUCUAUUGAUAAACAGUGCUCUAUAUAAAUUUGCUGGUCUAUUUAACCUGACGUCAAAUUACGUUUUGUCAGAAUUGUAAACGUAUGGAUAGUGAGGCUUAGAAAGCUGAAUCUUUGUGUAAACUAAAAGCUGCAUGUGCUACAAAGCGGAAAUAAUAGCCGGCCGCUCCUCACAUGCAAGGUCAUGAUCAUAUAUAUGUACAGUGGAAAAGUACCAGCACACGCUAAGAUAUAAGGUUCCUCCUCCCGGCCUUAGCAUACAGUGAAAGGAUAGGCCAUUCUAAACCGAACCGAACACGUGCUCAGCAUACAGCCUUCAAAUAGAUCUGGUUAGAAGUGUCGCAGCUUGGACACCACGGGGUUUAUCAAUGAAUGGCCGACAAAAGUAAGGUGGCGAUGUUUGAGGAGGACACUGAGGAGAGUAGUGUGGAUUCCAGUAGUAAGGAUGAGGGCCGGGAGAGAGAUAUAUGGUCCAGGAAGAUAGAAUACAUCCUGUCUCUCAUUGGCUAUUCCGUUGGCCUUGGGAAUUUGUGGAGAUUUCCCUACCUUUGCAUAAGGAACGGCGGAGGUGCAUUUCUCAUCCCGUUUUUCUUCUUCCUGUUUUUGUGUGGAGUACCGUUAUAUUUCAUGGAAAUUUGUCUCGGGCAAUAUUCAGGAAAAAGUGCAUUGGUUGUGUGGAGCUCAAUCUCUCCCCUGUUUAGAGGUUUAGGGUUUCUGAUGAUAAUCAUAUCCGGUGUAGUGUCCUGGUAUUACAACCUGGUUAUCACUUGGGUUAUUUAUUAUCUGGUCCACGCCUUCUUCCCCCAUAUCCCAUGGGCUACAUGUGAUAAUGAUUGGAAUACCGACAAAUGUAUUGUGAGUCGUGCUGACCGCCUUCUUUUGACCAAUACAACAACGCAUGUCAACGUGACCGAUAUGAUAAAUGGGACUGAGAAGGUUAAUAGCUACAACAGCACAGCGGCCAGCAAUGGGACAGCUGAUAUAUUGUCCUACAACACAGCAGCGUUGGAAUUUUGGCAAUACAACGUUUUAAAGAAGUCUAGUGGAAUAGAGGAGCUCGGAGAAGUCCAAUGGCAUCUAGUCCUCUGCCUGUUUGGAGCCUGGUUGUUAACAUUCCUGUGUCUUAUUAAGGGGAUAUACUCCGUAGGAAAGGUCGUAUACGUCACUGUCCUGCUGCCGUAUCUCCUGUUGACGAUAUUCCUGAUAAGAGGUUUGACGUUAGACGGUUCCACUGAGGGGAUCAUGUUCUACCUACGAGCAGAUUUCUCUCGACUUCUGCAUUUCCAGGUUUGGCUUGAGGCAGCUGUCCAAGUCUUUUUCUCCCUAGGACCAGCCUGGGGUUCUCUUAUCACAAUGUCUAGCUACAGCAAAUUCAGAAGCAACUGUCUAAAAGAUGCAAUGUACGGGACACUUGCUGACGGACUGAGCAGUUUCUAUGCUGGCUUUGUCGUGUUUUCAAUCCUUGGAUUCAUGGCGCACGACGCAGGACUUACCAUGGAGGAGGUGGCUGAAGCUGGUCCCGGCCUCGUAUUUGUAGCCUACCCGGAAGCAAUCAUGAAGCUGCCUCUCCCACACCUGUGGGGUGUACUGUUCUUUUUGAUGCUGAUCACAGUAGGCAUAGACAGCCAGUUUGGCAUGUUCGAAACGGUAUCCAGUGGGCUCGUUGACUCCUUCCCAUCUGUCCUAAAGGAAAGGAAAGUCCAACUGACAGCAGCCCUCAGCGUUAUACUUUUUAUUCUGGGUCUGCCGUUUACAACGCAGGGAGGAAUUUAUAUAUUUCAACUCAUCGACUGGUACGCAUCAGCUCUGUGUAUUGUACUCGGAUCCUUCCUCGAGUGUAUAGUCAUCAGCUGGAUAUAUGGUGCUGAGAGGUUCAGUAGAGACAUCAUGAUGAUGCUCGGCCGACCUGUACCCAUGAUUCUAAGAGUAUGUUGGUGUAUCAUCACUCCUACGAUUUUAUUGACUGUGUUCCUUGGGAUCCUGACCCAGUACGGACCACCUAAUACGGCGCAGUACACCUAUCCAGAUUACGCGGCUGCCAUAGGGAAUAUUUUUGCUUUCAUUCCUUUACUUCCAAUCCCAAUAUUUGCCGUCGCUCAUUUGUGGAAGAAAAAAGGAUCAUUUGUUCAGCGAAUGAAACGUGCAAGCGAACCAGAUAGUGACUGGGGUCCGAUUGAAGGCAGAAACUUUCACAAAGAUUACCAAUAUGGUGACAACGUACCGAAAAACAUGCUCAUCAAUUUAGUUGGUGACAGGAAUGUAUAGAAUCUCUAACGUUGGAUGCAGGAGAUUGUUGUUAUGUCUUACCAUGAUAACAGUGAAAAUAUCCAUCUCGAGAAGAAAGUGGAAUCGGAUAUGUUUAUAUAUGAAGCGUAUGCUUACUUUGCGCAUGCAGUGUAUGACCCGAGAAAGUGUUGUCAAUAUUAAAACAUGGUAUACGUGUGAGGUACGUCGUUAGAAGUAGUACGCAAUAUAAGUUCAGAGAACAUCGUAGAAAAGUGCUUUCAGUUUUUGUUCAAAUUUACAAAAUUUGAUGUGUAAAUCCAGUAAAUGGUAAGAACGAUAAACUUCUUAUUUAAUUCAGAACUUAAACAGGUUAACAGGUCAGGACGUAAUUUGUACCUCGUAUUACUGUAAAGUAGACACAACACAACACCUAUUGUCUAUUGAGGAUUCCACAUCCAUAUUAAAAUUGAUAUGCUUAACCCUUUCAACCCUAUGUAACUUUAGUAGACUCUACCAUGCAUUGAUCUGGAUGAGU
This is a messenger RNA of Mizuhopecten yessoensis (Yesso scallop), 2919 nucleotides long. RefSeq names its product sodium- and chloride-dependent glycine transporter 1-like. The transcript has 15 exons. Gene Ontology annotation, biological process: sodium ion transmembrane transport. Gene Ontology annotation, cellular component: membrane. Lineage: Eukaryota; Metazoa; Mollusca; Bivalvia; Pectinida; Pectinidae. Bases 531 to 2423 code for a protein of 630 amino acids. The record is from RefSeq and is a predicted model, not a curated record.